Messenger RNA from Corythoichthys intestinalis (scribbled pipefish), 1741 nucleotides. It is a transcript of the gene fen1, whose product is annotated as flap structure-specific endonuclease 1. Gene Ontology annotation, cellular component: nucleus. The record is from RefSeq and is a predicted model, not a curated record. The transcript is spliced from 12 exons. NCBI's taxonomy places the organism in Eukaryota, Metazoa, Chordata, Actinopteri, Syngnathiformes, Syngnathidae. The coding region runs from base 172 to 1314 and encodes 380 amino acids. Gene Ontology annotation, molecular function: manganese ion binding; 5'-3' exonuclease activity; magnesium ion binding.
GUUUUCAGAGCUACGCUCGAUAGAUGAAUUAGUAAUGUCUGCUAGUUAAUUUCCCGCUAAAUCGACGUAUUUCCUGGCGGUAGACUAGACGCAUCGAAAGGCAGGCAAUUGUGAUUUUGUGUACAUCGUGACAUUUGCGGACACUAGAGCUUUGGACUCCACACGACCACAAUGGGGAUACACGGACUUGCCAAACUCAUUGCCGACCACGCUCCGAGUGCCAUUAAAGAGCAAGACAUCAAAAAUUACUUUGGCCGAAAAAUCGCUAUUGAUGCCUCUAUGUGCAUUUACCAGUUCCUGAUAGCUGUGCGGCAGGAUGGCAACGUGCUGCAGAAUGAGGAUGGAGAGACGACUAGCCACCUCAUGGGAAUGUUCUACAGGACCAUUCGCAUGCUCGAAAAUGGCAUUAAACCCGUUUACGUGUUUGAUGGCAAGCCCCCGCAGCUCAAGUCGGGAGAGCUGGAAAAGAGAGGGGAAAGAAGAGCAGAAGCUGAGAAACUGCUCGCGCAAGCCCAGGAACUGGGGGAGCAAGAAAACAUCGACAAACUCACUAAGCGCCUGGUUAAAGUCACCAGGCAGCAUAAUGAUGAAUGCAAGAAGCUGCUUACUCUGAUGGGAGUGCCUUAUAUUGAGGCACCGUGUGAAGCUGAGGCCAGCUGCGCCGCUCUGGUCAAAGCGGGGAAGGUCUAUGCCACGGCAACAGAGGACAUGGACGGGCUGACUUUCGGAACAAACGUCCUGUUAAGACACCUCACGGCCAGCGAAGCAAAGAAGCUUCCAGUCCAAGAGUUCCACUUCAGUCGCAUUCUGCAGGACAUUAACCUGACAAAUGAACAGUUCAUAGACCUGUGUAUUCUGCUGGGAUGCGACUACUGUGGUACCAUCAAGGGGAUCGGUCCCAAGAGAGCCAUCGACCUGAUUAAGCAACACGGUAGUAUCGAGGAAAUUUUGGAGAACGUUGACAAAAAUAAGCACCCGGCACCGGAGGACUGGCUAUACAAGGAAGCCAGGCAGCUGUUUCUGAAGCCUGAAGUGGUGGAUUGUUCCACAGUAGAGCUUAAGUGGAACGAGCCGGAUGAGGACGGGCUGCUGCGCUUCAUGUGUGAAGAAAAACAGUUCAAUGAGGACAGGAUCCGCAAUGGGUGUAAGAAGAUUGCAAAGAGUCGCCAAGGAAGCACACAGGGACGACUGGACUCCUUCUUCACAGUCACCGGGUCCCUGUCGUCCAAACGGAAGGAGCCUGAAGUAAAAGGGUCUGCUAAGAAGAAGCUGAAGACCGGAGCCACACCAGGAAAAUUUAAAAAAGGCAAAUGAAAAUGGCAUUAACAUUUCACUUUGUUUUCUUUCAAGUGUCUUAAUGUCGUAUUACACACAGUAUUUUAGGGAAUAAAUGCUUGUUGAAAGGAAUCUUUUACAUGAGCUUCACUUCAUUCCGAAUGGCAACCUUGGGAACCGCCUAUGCUGCCACCACCGUCCAUUAGUUUCUGAAUGCUGAUGCCAAAUACCUGCGUUCAAAUUGAUGGCAUAAUAUAUGGUAACUGGCAAAUACUUGUCAAAUCUUUGCAUAUUAACACACCCAUGAUAGCGCAGGCUAAAAAAUUGCAAUCCCCAUCAGCGAAAAUGCGCUUCAGCUAUGUGAAUGUAUGUCAAGUCUCAUUCUUUAGAUUCUUUUCGUUUUCAAAAGGAUGAUGGCUACUUGACUAGUAAUUAGGUGCACUCAACAAACUGGUGACAUGUCAGU